Eruca vesicaria subsp. sativa (arugula) is the source of this 1280-nucleotide messenger RNA. The record is from the annotation of a GenBank genome assembly. Lineage: Eukaryota; Viridiplantae; Streptophyta; Magnoliopsida; Brassicales; Brassicaceae.
AUGAGUUAUGACAUAAUCUCGUUCCGGUUCGAUCACGCGAAACUAAAGAAGCGGUCUUUGCAAAAGAUCUUCUUCUACAUAGAGAUUGAUGCGUGCUAUGUCGGAAACCAGCUGCUUACCCUGCGGAAAACCUUUGUACAGAUUGUUGCUGCGAGGUGUGUCUGGCUUGCAUCAAAACUGGAAGAGAACCCUAAGAAGGCGAGACAGAUCAUCAUUGUGUUCUACAGGAGGAUGGAGUGUCGCAGGGAGAACUUACCGUUAGGUCAUCUUGAUUUAUUCUCCAAGAAGUACUCUGAGUUGAAAGUCGAGUUGAGCAGAACUGAGAGACAUAUACUUAAAGAGAUGGGUUUUGUUUGUCAUGUUGAACAUCCUCACAAGUUCAUCUCAAACUACCUUGCCACGCUUGAAACACCUCCCGAACUAAGGCAAGAAGCUUGGAACUUGGCUAAUGAUAGUCUGCGUACAACCCUUUGUGUAAGAUUCAGGAGUGAAGUUGUGGCUUGUGGGGUCGUGUAUGCUGCUGCCCGCAGGUUUCAAGUACCUCUCCCAGAGAAUCCACCCUGGUGGAAAGCAUUUGAUGCAGAUAAAUCUGGUAUUGACGAAGUGUGUAGAGUUCUUGCUCAUCAAUACAGUCUUCCAAAGGCUCAGUACAUCUCAGUUUGCAAGGAUGGGAAGCCAUUUACAUUUUCCAGUAGAUCCGGGAAUCCUCAAGCUCAAUCAUCUACAAAGGAUGUUUUACGAGCAGUUGGCGAUGCUGUUGAUGCCAAGUGUUCAGCUAAUAACGAGUCUAAGGAUGCAAAGCCUCAUGAAAAGGCUAAAGAUUUGAAGAAGAAGAAAGAUGUUGAGUCAAACAGUCUACCAAUUAAUGGGGACUCGAGGGAGGAUAAAAGUAGAGUAGGAGAGAGUGAUAGGGAGAAGGAACAAGGUAGAGAGAGGGACAGGGCUAGGUCUUCUCACUGCAGAGACAGAGGCAGAGAUUCUGACAAGGACAGAUACAGACCAAAUGAUCGAAGUCACCAUCGGUCAAGAGACAGACUGAAGGAUUCAGGUGGGAUCAAGACAUCAUGACUCUUCUCGGGAUCGUGAAUCCUCUUACUCAUCCAAAGAACGUCGUAGGCAUCAUUAAGUCAAAUCUUGUUGUCAACCAAUCUUUCUCAUCCUUGGAGACAACCCUUUAAAGUCUAUUUGAUGUUUAGACGUGAUAGUCCUCCUGUAUUUGUAUUGUGUUUAAUUUCAACAUUCAACACCCCAUAGUUCACUCUUAUUAUGCUCAAUUUCGC